AUGAACGCUCAACCCCUACCCCGAAGUCGACUAUGCCAUCAAGUCUACGCGAACCGCGAGGACUGCAACAACAAGUUGGAUAUUCGACGCUACGAGCGCGCCGAGAAGGGCUCUCGUGACGGCGAGGUGACCGCCAAUAUCGACGCGGACCCAGCCAAGCUGAAGUACACGGUCGACAUCAUCUACGCGAGUGCCAUGGAAGACAGGAACUGGGUAUAUGUCGCAGUCAAGCUGCUGAACUAUCUCUGCCUUCUCAUCCCAGCAACACUGGCCGACCCAAACGUACUCCCCGAUGGGCUCCUCAUGAAGACAUGCGUUGGUCGUGCUACCGUCGACAAGGGCGUUGCCUUCGAGGUCUGCGCAGAGAACAUCUGCUUUGGCUCGAUCUCGCAUGAAGCGCAUUGGGUUCAUCUCCGACUUCUACCGUUUGGAAUUGUUGGAUAG
Messenger RNA from Alternaria conjuncta, 444 nucleotides. RefSeq lists its product as uncharacterized. Bases 1 to 444 code for a protein of 147 amino acids. The record is from RefSeq and is a predicted model, not a curated record. NCBI's taxonomy places the organism in Eukaryota, Fungi, Ascomycota, Dothideomycetes, Pleosporales, Pleosporaceae. The transcript has 2 exons.